Manis pentadactyla (Chinese pangolin) is the source of this 2311-nucleotide messenger RNA. RefSeq names its product epsin 3 (gene EPN3). The coding region runs from base 336 to 2261 and encodes 641 amino acids. The transcript has 10 exons. Gene Ontology annotation, molecular function: phospholipid binding; clathrin binding. Gene Ontology annotation, cellular component: plasma membrane; endosome; clathrin vesicle coat. The record is from RefSeq and is a predicted model, not a curated record. Gene Ontology annotation, biological process: endocytosis. Lineage: Eukaryota; Metazoa; Chordata; Mammalia; Pholidota; Manidae.
UGCAGCCCAGUCCAGGGAUCCUGCUGCUGCCCUUCCAAGGGGUCUGCACCUCCUGGGUCUCCAGGACAAGGGUCCCUGGUGGGUGGCUCUGAGGACGCUCCCAGGGCUGUGCUGUCCCCCUGCCACACGGGUCCGAGGGCCACUGCAGAGGCUGCUGCUGGUCCCGGGGCUGGGACCAAGGAAGCCUGCACUGGAGACCCAUGUGGAACCCAAGGACACAGCCACCCUGCUGAGAGCACAGCAGCCCAUCCUCAGAGACCGUGACCUUGCCACGGUGGCCCUCGGCCCUCCGCCUCCAGCUUGGGCAGGGGCCACCCAUCUCCAGGUCACCAGCCAUGACAACGUCCGCACUGCGGCGCCAGGUGAAGAACAUCGUACACAACUACUCCGAGGCGGAGAUCAAAGUGCGCGAGGCCACCAGCAAUGACCCUUGGGGCCCGCCCAGCUCGCUCAUGUCGGAGAUUGCUGACCUGACCUUCAACACGGUAGCUUUCGCUGAGGUCAUGGGCAUGCUGUGGCGGCGGCUCAACGACAGUGGCAAGAACUGGCGGCAUGUGUACAAGGCGCUGGCGCUGCUGGACUACCUGCUCAAGACGGGCUCCGAGCGGGUGGCCCAGCAGUGCCGCGAGAACCUCUGCACCAUCCAGACUCUCAAGGACUUCCAGCACAUCGACCGUGACGGCAAGGACCAGGGCGUCAACGUGCGUGAGAAGGUCAAGCAGGUGAUGGCCCUGCUCAGGGAUGAGGAGCGCCUCCGGCAGGAGCGGACCCAUGCCCUCAAGACCAAGGAGCGCAUGGCGCUGGAAGGCAUGGCCAUCAGCAGCGGGCAGCUGGGCUUCAGCCAUCGCCACGGUGAUGACUAUGGCCGCUCUCGCGGUUCCCCAUCCUCCUAUAACUCCUCCUCCUCAUCUCCCUGCUACACCUCCGACCUGGAGCAGGCCCGGCCCCAAACGUCCGGGGAAGAGGAGCUGCAGCUGCAGCUGGCCCUGGCCAUGAGCCGAGAGGAGGCUGAGAAGCCGGUCCCCCCGGCCUCCAACAGGGAUGAGGACCUACAGCUGCAGCUGGCUCUGCGCCUGAGCCGGCAGGAGCAUGAGAAGGAGGUGAGGUCCUGGCGAGGUGCUGACUCCCCCAUGGCCAAUGGUGCUGGGGCCGUUGUCCGACGCUGGCAGGACAGAGAGCCCGGGAGAGAAGAGAAAGAGGAGGAGAAGCUGAAAACCAGCCAGUCCUCCAUCCUGGACUUGGCGGAUAUCUUCGCACCCACCCCGGCCCUGCCCUCCACACACUGCUCUGCUGACCCAUGGGACAUCCCAGGUCUCAGGCCCAAUAUAGAGCCCAGUGGCUCCUCCUGGGGGCCUUCUGCAGACCCCUGGUCUCCUGCCUCCUCGGGAAGUGCCCUGUCCAGGAGCCAGCCCUGGGACUUGCCUCCUAUGCUCUCCUCCUCUGAGCCGUGGAGCCGGACCCCAGUGCUACCUGCCAGAGCAUCCAAUGCAGACCCCUGGGCACAGGACUCCCCCCAUAAACUCCCUGACACUGGGGCUGACCCUUGGGGGGCCUCAGUGGAAACCUCCAACAUGCCUGCUCUAGGUGGCACCUCGACCUUUGAUCCAUUUGCCAAACCUCCCCUAUCCACAGAGACCAAGGAGGGGCUGGAGUGUGCCCAGGCCCUGCCCUCUGGGAAGCACAGCAGUCCUGUAGAGCUGGAUCUGUUUGGAGACCCCAUCCCCAGUUCCAAGCAAAAUGGCACCAAAGAGUCAGAUUCCUUUGACCUGGGUGUACUCCGGGAAGCAUUAACCCAACCCAGCAAGGAGGCAAGAGCAUGCCGGACUCCUGAGUCCUUCCUGGGUCCCUCCGCCUCCUCCUUGGUCAACCUUGACUCAUUAGUCAAGGUACCCCAGGCUGCAAAGACCCGGAACCCCUUCCUCACAGGUCUCAGUGCUCCAUCCCCCACCAACCCGUUUGGUGGGAGCGAGCAGGGUGGGCGGACCCUGAAUCAGAUGCGCAGCGGGUCGCCGGCGCUGGGCCUGGCGGCCAGCGGGCCCAUCGCCGCGCCCUUGGGCUCCAUGACCUACAGCGCCUCCCUGCCCCUCCCGCUCAGCAGCGUGCCAGGCGGCGUGACCCUCCCCACCUCAGUCAGCGUCUUCCCGCAGGCGAGCGAUUUCACACCGCCGCCCGCAGGCCUGCCGCAGCCCCUGCUGCCCUUGUCGGGCUCCGCGGGGCUGCUCAACCCGCCCCAACAGGACGGUACCAACCCUUUCCUUUAAGGGUCUUGCUGAACUGGGCCGGCCGGCGCAGGCGCGCGAGGCCCCGCCCC